CCAGAUGCCAAUCAAUCCCUUUGGCAACCUUGUGCAGGCUCUUGUUUCCCUUUAUUCUGCCUGGGAGACGAGAAGAGAAAAGAGCUCAAGCUUUGGGAUUUAUAGUUUGCCAUAGGCUAUAGAUAGAUAGAUAGAUAGAUAGAUAGAUAGAUAGAUAGAUAGAUAGAUAGAUAGAUAGAUAGAUAGAUGAAUGUAUUCUACUUUUGGGACAGUUCCUUCCUUUGCAAGAUGAUCAACCUCAGCCUUUGGAAUCUGCACUCGGUCUCCCAUCCAAGGGCCAGCCGGGGCUGACCCUGCUUAGCAUCCGGGGUUUGGGGGCCAUGAAGAUGGAAAAAGUCCUCCCUCGUUGCCAUCAAGCGUUCCUGUCACUCCUACCCAGCUGGAUCUCUCGCCCCGGACCCAUCACAGCUUGGUUUCUGGCGGUGACUUUUUCUCUGCUGAUGUAUCCGCUGCUGAGGACGAUGGGCCUCCAGCUCCACUCGGCAAUGACCGGCAGCUACAUCUCCGGCUCCCAUUCCCUGGCCUUCGUCAGCUGCCCCAACGAACAAAUCGCUCGAGAGAUUGCCAGGGCCAUCAUGGAGAAACAAUUGGCGGCCAGUGUGGACAUACUCCCGAGGGCUUUGACCAUGUAUGUUUGGAAAGGGGAGAUUGAAGAGUCGACAGAAAUACUCCUGUUGCUCAAAACGAGGACAUCCAAAAUCAAGGAGUUGUCCGACUAUAUCAGGUCUGCUCAUCCUUUUGAAAUCCCCGAACUGAUCAGUUUGCUCAUUGACCAGGGAAAUCCAGCCCAUUUAAAGUGGAUAGAGGAGAGCAUCCCGUGCAACUAGACGCUACAAUGCAGAAGAGGUUUGCGCAUCAUGUUCUUUUUUCACAAAGUGCAUCAAGGACUCAACCGAGAGCGGCUCUCCUUGCGAAUCAUACCUGAAAACACAAGGAUAAAGCUGGACUCGGAUGGAAACGUCUCGGGGAUGGUUAGCCUUUGCCUUUUGCAGCGGAAUCAGAAGCAGAUCUGGAACUUCACGAUCAGCUUCUGUGGUUGUACUAGACAUCCCAAAAACCAAAGCUACAGAAGAUAGGUAGCAAUGGAGGCUAAGGGACCAAUAUAAUAUAUGUAUGAUUUCCUGUUUCAUUUUGAAUUAGAAACCUAAAAUAUAUUGAAGUCUUGGUCUGAA
Messenger RNA from Anolis carolinensis (green anole), 1172 nucleotides. RefSeq names its product protein CutA homolog. NCBI's taxonomy places the organism in Eukaryota, Metazoa, Chordata, Lepidosauria, Squamata, Anolidae. Gene Ontology annotation, molecular function: copper ion binding. The coding region runs from base 321 to 827 and encodes 168 amino acids. The transcript is spliced from 6 exons. Gene Ontology annotation, biological process: response to metal ion. The record is from RefSeq and is a predicted model, not a curated record.